Lathyrus oleraceus (garden pea) is the source of this 1260-nucleotide messenger RNA. RefSeq lists its product as uncharacterized. Bases 135 to 989 code for a protein of 284 amino acids. Gene Ontology annotation, cellular component: membrane. NCBI's taxonomy places the organism in Eukaryota, Viridiplantae, Streptophyta, Magnoliopsida, Fabales, Fabaceae. The record is from RefSeq and is a predicted model, not a curated record. The transcript has 7 exons. Gene Ontology annotation, biological process: CAAX-box protein processing. Gene Ontology annotation, molecular function: metalloendopeptidase activity.
AAAAAAUCAAUUGUAUGAAAAAUUUCCUCUUGAAGAUGAAGAUUUGUUGACUAAAUUCUUAAAUAGAAAUAUCAGAAGCAAGAAGAAGCAAGACGCACAAACCCAAAACACAGUCUCAUUUUCAGUGACACAUCAUGUCCAUGCUUUCGCUCACUUUCAACUGCUGGAGUUGUUGUGGUAGUAACAGAAGCAGAGCUCGCACCACAUAUUCUGCUUCUACCUUCACCACUCUCGCUCACAGAAGUAGAUAUAGGACAUGUUGUUUUGCCAAGAAAUCUUUGAAGAAAUCCAAAAGUAAAGGACCACCGGAGUCAUAUGGCGGUGACCUUUCCGAUGAGAAAUUUGUUCAAAAUGAUAAUUUGGACACUUCGCUUAUACCACCUGCUCAGAAUGCUAACCCUAUUGCUUCCAGAAAUACUGUGCUUCAGGCUUGUGUAUUAACUUGUGGUUUUAUAACUACGCUUGGGACAGUCAUUCGCCAGGGGUCUCAUGUUGCGUGGAUAGAAGGAUGGCCGGUCUUGGACUGCUCUGCAGAAGUAUCAUUUGGUUUUGAAAUGUGGCAUCUUGAGUUGAUUACAGGACUAGUAGUAUUAAUAUCAUCGAGCCGCUCCUUGUUAUUGAAGACUUGGCCGGAUUUUGCCGAGUCCAGUGAAGCAGCCAAUAGACAGAUCCUUAGCUCACUCCAACCUUUGGAUUAUAUUGUCGUUGCAGUUUUGGCUGGAAUUAGCGAGGAACUACUUUUUCGCGGUGCAGUUCUCCCACUUUUGGGAAUGAACUGGCAGAGUAUUGGCGUAGCAGCUUUUAUCUUUGGUGCUUUGCACAUAGGUGCCGGUCGAAAGUAUUCCUUUGCUAUCUGGGCAACCUUUGUUGGUCUUGCUUAUGGAUAUGCUACAGUUUUAUCUUCUAGCCUUGUAGUUCCCAUGGCUUCUCAUGCAGUGAACAACCUGAUAGGAGGACUUUUAUGGAAGUACACAUCAAAGCAAAAAUGAAACGAGUCAAUCUACAUUCUUCAACCUCGUUUUUCUCCUCAAUCGUCCCCGUCCCGUCCAAAUUUGGUUUUAUGCAUACAAGAAUUAUGGUACAGAGGCCAAUCCAAGAGAUCUGUUUGCAUAUGCAGUCUCCAUUUUUUUAGAAAAAAUAAAUCCAAGUCUGUUUAGAUUUCUGCUGUAAUUAGGUCGAAACCUAUGAUGUUCGAUCUAUUUACAGUAAAUUGUUAACUGAAAAUUGUAAUAAAGAAACUAGAUCAGUUGGCUUGGUUAA